AUGGAACGAAGGCAAAGAGGAGUCAGUGCUGGACUGCUUUUGCUGCUUUAUCAAAUUUCUCAAGUUGGGCUCCAGAACAUUCCUUCUGUUACCCUUGGGGUACUUGUACUGAAUAUUUUUCUCUUUCUGAAUCCUUUGAGGCCACUGUCUGAAGUGUGUCUCAGUGUAAAUGAAGCUGUCUACAGAAAGAACUGGCAGCGUUUGCUGCUUGCUCCUUUCCACCAUGCAGAUGAUUGGCAUUUGUAUUAUAACAUGAUUUCCAUGCUUUGGAAGGGCAUAAUGCUGGAAAGAAAGCUGAAGAGCAUAUGGUUUGCCUAUAUAAUUGCAGUAUUUUCAGUACUGAUUGGAGUAGUUUACAUGGUGCUGGAACUCCUGGUUGUGAUAAUUCUGGAUGAUCCUUCCUAUGAAAUGAAUUGUGGUGUAGGUUUUUCAGGAGUCUUGUUUGCUUUGAAAGUUCUGAACAACUAUUAUAACCCAGGAAGAGUGAGCAGUGUCUUUGGAUUGCCCAUAUCCAGUAAAUACGCUUGUUGGGUGGAGCUGCUGGCUAUUCAUUUUAUCUCCCCAGGGACUUCUUUCGCUGGGCAUCUGUCAGGGAUUCUUGUUGGAUUGAUGUACACUAUGGGACCUCUGAAAAAGAUCAUGCAAGCCUGUGCAGCUGGCGUUUCUUUCUUCACUGAGCCUGACAGGCCAAGAGAUUACUAUUCAGAGUAUUAUGGCUAUUACCCAGAUUAUCAAUACAGAACUCCAAGGAGCUACUUUGAUUAUACAGGUGGGCUCACUGAAGAAGAACAGCUGGAGAGGGCAGUGCUAAACAGUCUUAAUGAAAGAGAUCUUGGUGGAGGAACACACAAUUAUGGGCAGCGACCUUAUGGGUUUUGGUUGCCACCUGAGAACUCAGAAGAGGACAUGAGAAGGCGAAGGCUUCGUAGGUUUGACAGAUGAUGAAGUUGGCAGGUGCUGAUGUAAAGUGCUAUUCAGACUUACCAAAAUAUUUACAGAUUUAUUUGUAAUCUGUAAUUUACACAAUAAUUUAUAAUAUUUUUCCAUUUUUUAACUGCAUAGGAUUUUGUGAGUUCAGACUCAGUUGGAACUUGAAUAAGAAAUGUGAGAUAAGAAUAAAUAUGUGAUCUUUGGCUGUCUCCAUCUUAAUGCACCUUAAAUGGAAGAAGACUGAUGGCUUUUCCAAACUGUCUUUUUUUCCUUAAAUUAUUUUGUAUAGCUUUAAGAAUUCCUUGGCUUCUUGACUGCUGAUGUUCUCAGACAACAGGUUUUCUUCAUCCAUUGCAUCUGAAGUGUUACGUUUUCUAUGUAACUUUAAAACUAUGCAAUUUUUCCUUACAAACCUUUCUCAGUUACCUGUGAUGACCAGCUCAUUUUUUGGGAUUGCCAUCUGAAAUGACACUUGAAAAGAUUGCUUUGAUGACAGUGGCUGGGUCAUGUGAAUCUAGGCUUAAGCUCUUGAGCAGACACAUAGGUGCAGCUAUCCUUCUCCUGCUGUCCUUACCAAGAAAUUAUUUAAUACAAACUACUGUGUUCCACACCAUAUUAUCUAGAGCUUGGAUGAGGUAAAACUGAGUUGUUACUACUUAUGUUUUCCUAAAGCCUUUCUGAAUAUUUAUGUUCUAAAUCAAAAAUCAAUGCUCUUUACGGAGCUGAAAUAAUUUGUUAGGAGUUUUGUGUAAGGGUAUGAGGCUAUGCCAUACAAAACAUAUAUUUAUUUAGUAAUAUACUUUUUUUGAAGCAUCUGUUUCCCUUUUUAAGAAGGCUUGGAAAUUUUGUUUUGUAUAUACUGUUCAUGCAGCUUUAAAAAUUCCACUAUAUCUCAAUAUUUAACUUGUUUGAAGACCAAUGUCAGAGCUGAGAGUU
Motacilla alba alba is the source of this 1866-nucleotide messenger RNA. RefSeq names its product rhomboid domain containing 1 (gene RHBDD1). The transcript has 6 exons. NCBI's taxonomy places the organism in Eukaryota, Metazoa, Chordata, Aves, Passeriformes, Motacillidae. Gene Ontology annotation, molecular function: serine-type endopeptidase activity. The coding region runs from base 1 to 942 and encodes 313 amino acids. The record is from RefSeq and is a predicted model, not a curated record. Gene Ontology annotation, cellular component: membrane.